AAGGAUGGGUUGGGRGGCAUGUGGAUGUCAGUGGGAGAGAGAAAGAAUACAAGGAAAAGGGCACAUAGGGGGGACAUACGUGGAUGGAUGUUAUGAGAGAGAUGUGCUGGAGGAGGAGUGAUGGAGCAGAUGGACGGAGAGGGCUGUGCAGAAGGCAGAGCAGACCGGAGGCUGGGAAUGGGUAUGGAGGAGGCAGAGGUCAGAGGGGGCCGGGAAAGUUUACCCAAUGAGUUUGCGUUUAUAGUUUCCAGUUAUACGUCUCUUAUCACGCUUAGGCUCCUUUGAGCUUGUUGCACUAGGUGGUCUAGGCACAAUAUUACCUUUUAAAAAUUAUUUYGCUGCAUUUCUGCUUUUUCCCCUAAAUUUCUGUCAUUAUGUCAGUACUCACAUUUGUCCCUUUUCCCUCUGCAUUUCCUCUGCUGACAGUUCUAGUCUAAUUCUUUAUCUAACAGCCAUGAGGGGGAAUAAAAUUGCAUAAAUAAAAUUCUCUAAGCAUCAAUGCAUUAGUACUCCCUUGCAUAUGAAUAUUGAAUGUCUAUUCCUACUACAGUUUCACAUUUCACAGAGAUGUGAAUGAAUGCUGGAUUUUAAUUACAAUUGCAGAUUGCUGAGCAGUUUCUUUUUUCUUUCUUUUCCCCCCACCCCUAUGCCAGCUAUAUCCUAGGCAGGCUUGGGCUUCUUGCAGCUCCUGGUACUUGGUGGACUGCAGAAGUGAAUAUUGCAGCAUGCCUCCGGAGUGCCUGGCUCUUGGAGAUUUGUGCCUUUGAGCAGGUAAUGGGGAGGAAUGGAUCCUGCCCUGAGCUAAUCCUAAUCAAAAGAUAAAAAAGUAAAUAGAAGACAAGAAAACAGUAAUAGGCCUUUAUCUGGUUUUCUCUGUAAUUAAUAUAAAAAAUGAAGCAGAUUCUUUUGGGGAUGAGCUGAGAAAUCUGAACAUUUGAUGUCUGUGCACUAACAGCAAUAUGCAUAUAGAUGUAUAUUUUUUUAAAAAAGCAUAACUAUUCUACUUAAGUAAUACAUAUUCUUAGUUCCAAAGAGCCAGUUCUUUGAAAUUCAGAGUGGGGUUUGAAAGGUGGAAAAGUAUUCACCCCAAGAUUCUGACCUUAUGGGUUAGGGCUAUAAAYGUGUGUGAGUCUCUUAAUCCUGCAAUUAUUCAUGGAAAGCUUAUCUGGGUUGCAGACUGGCUGAGCUGGGAAUGCAGCAGCAGCAGCAGCAGCACUGAGUCUUUGUGGAGCUGACUGUGGUCUGGCAGGGCUCACGGGCUGCAGUGUGGGGGGAGCACGGGUGUGCUGUGUCCAGGGCCAGGUGCAGGAGCAGUUUCACUGCCUUUCUUGACACAGAGUCCGACCUAUGAAACACUCUGAACCAAAGCUGGCACUGCACUGACCCAUCUUGGGAGUCUUUGGUGGCAUGUUUGCUCUUCUGUAUAACUGGAAACUAUAAACACAAACUSAUUGGGUUUACACAUGGUAUGCAGAGAAGCAAGUGGCUCCACAAAGGACCAGAGGCGUUAUUGGCUUGGGGCAGGUUCCACUUUGUUGAGCUCCAAACAGGCCCUACAGAAUCCUUAAUGUAUGUGGGCCCUGCAUGCUGUCAGGGGGCUGCUCCCAUCUAAACACAGGCUUGGGUUUAAYGUGAUACUAAUGCUAGCAGCCCUGGAGGCUGUACUGGAGAGAGAUACGUGGAGCCAGCCUGGGUCYAGCAGGCCUGAGAUGGAACAGGCAAGCCUCUCACUGCCUGACCUGUGUGUGUAUGAAGUUGUGCUCCCCAGAGUGCCCCACAGCAUUUGUUUUAGCUCUUUUUGUCACCCAGCCUUGCUAACAAACACCUCAUUGCCCCAAAUAAUAGUGAUGUGACCAUAUAGGUGUGUCUGAAGCUGGUGUAUGAGGUGCCUGGAGAAGGAUAUGGUUCACAGUCAGUUUUAGGAAYAGCACAGCCGUCUCUGAUUCUCCUCUUUCUACUUCUUCAGAGAGAGCWGUACUUCAAAGGCUCUGCAAAUGGCCAUUUUAUUCUCCAGUAUGCUUUCUGUUUUGUUCACCAAACUAAUGGAAUCUCUAAUUAAAAUCUCUAAAUYAAUCUUAAAUUGAAACACUGACCACCUAUUUAGUGUUUUUUAUAUAUUUGCUUUUAACUUAUGGUGCAUGUCUUUACUUCAUUUGAAGAUUUUUUUUUCACUUGCRUUCAAAAUAACUCUCUGUUUCAAGUUAAGUCUCAAAAGAAUGCACACAAAAAUAGUUUGAGGCCUGCAUGCAUGCUUCUUCUCCUUCCCACUUCUAUACACAUUUCCCCAUGACCUCCACGUUUGCUACUGCCCAAAACCAGUUAGCAGAAAGCACUUGACUGAAUUGAGAGAUCCCUUGGUGCUGGGUUUCCUGGACCACAGUAUGUGUGUGUGUGUGUGUGUGUUUUAUCUGGCGUGUGUGCUGCUUUGAAGAAUGACAUUACCUGCUGCAACCCCAACACUGCUGCUGCCAUUGUAGCCAGUCUUGUCACUGCUAAUGCACACAGCAGAAGGAAAAAACAGCACUGGCAUAGCACAUUUCUCAUCUUUGAUUCAUUUACAUAGAGUUUAAAUUCAGAUCUGCUGGAACUGAGUCAUGUCCUUACUUACAGAUAUGUUUCUAAUAGGAGUUGUGACCGWGUGAGCUCAUGAUUGUUAGUUUCCACAACAGUCCAUGGGACCACAGCUGCAUGUUUAAGCAAAGCCAUGUUAACAGGGAAAGAUGAUUUUGGCUAUAGAACUUGGCCAGCCUUUUGUUUGUUUGUAUUUUAUCUGACAACGAUCAGUUAAAAUGCUGUUUUUGUCAGGCAUAUGUAAUGCCUGGUAACUGUCUGCAGCAUCAAUGAUUGCUUCUGAACAGGGAUAGUUAAUUAUUAGAAAUGAAGAUCAGUUGUUCUGCACCCAAGACCAAAAYAAAAGAGAUAAUCUUUAUAAUAAAGCAGGAAAGACUUACUUAAUUUUUAUAAUUAUUGCAUUUUUAAUAACUUAUUCUUAAAAAUCAAGUAAAAUGAAUAAAGCACAUGAAAAAAAUAUAGCCUGUAUUUCAGUGAGAAAUACACUUCUGUAGGCUUCUAGUAGGAAUCACGUCAUGUGGGGAAAAACUUUUUGUUCCUCUGACAAUUUUGCAGUCAGUGUUGCUGUUUAUGCAUUUUCAGGUAAAGCAUUGUCAUAUUGUUACAUGUCUCUAUUUUAACAACUUUCAAGUUUGAAAUGAGACUGAAAAUCAGAUCAUUGUGCUAUUUUAARUGAAGACAUAAUUGAGGGAGAGAAAACUGUUUGAAACUGGUCAAAGCUGGCUUACAAAACCAAUAUAGCCUUAACCUAAGAAGAGCAGGUUUCGUUGUAACUCAUACAUUGCGUUUCGAGAUGCCCAACAUCAUGCAUGGCUUAUUUACAGAAAAUGAGAAACAGAAUUAGUAACCAAUCUUCAUCAGCGGAUGUCUAGGCCUUGCCAAACGUUCAGCUGUCCAGUCAGCAUUACUGCAGGGCUGCUGUGAUGUGAGAGCGUAUGUGAUGUGAGAGCAAUCUCAGGGAGCUGUGGAAUGUUUUUGUUUUGCCUGCGUAAAAUUUUGAUSACAGAAAGACACGUCUGUCCAGAAAACGCCAGGUAUGGUAUAGCCCUCUCAGUGAGGAAUUAACAGUUGUUUUGGAGAAAAGUCUGAUUAGUGUAUUAAAAUAAGGCUUGAUAUGACUAUUGAAACAAUGAGAGUAAAGUGAAAGUGAGUAACAGCUCAUUAGAGUCAUCUGUCCUAUGCAAGGGUCAAAGGCUUGUGGAGAUAAUGGCAUUCAGUUGUGUCGCUGGUUGUGUCAAAACACAUGCACAAAAGAGACACUAAAGAUAGCUUCCAUUUUGGCACUUGCAGAGUGAAUGUUUAGGAUCAAGCAAGAGGAAAAGCCCUGCUGCAGACCCCCUCUGUAGAGAAGGGCAUUUGCUGCCUCUGGUAACACUGUGGUGAGAUAAUGCUGAGGGAGAUGGGUUGAAGAGGACCAGUCCUGUAUCCAUUCCCACUGAUGUUGCACACAAGUUUGGAAGCAGUCCCCCUUUGCCUGUCAUUCACACGGUCACUGUAUCUGCCCACGGACACGUUUCUGUGUGUAUAAAGCUUUAAUGUUAAAAUAGGGACUGCCUUUUGGAUCUUGCUCAAUGGUGUGUUGCUUUAGUUCUGGGAGAAAAUUUUUUUUCUGACCCUAGACAGGGAUCAGCUCAGCUUAUGCUCCAAAGAAUAGAGAUUAAUAUCCCCUGUGACCUUUUAGCCUAGCUGCUGCAUGGUUUUUAACAAAUUGGCUUAAGAYCCCAUGUGUGGCAGUUAUGCCGACAUGAAUGUCUGUAAUGUCUCUUCUUGUCAUUUAUCCGUGAACUAAGAAUUUCCAAGGAUAUCUUGACGUGCAGUGGAGCUGUUACUGUAUAGUGCAGGACGGAACCACACAAUGAUAGAAUGAAAAGCUGGUGUCAAAAGUAAUAUGUAAAGUGUUCUGAAUGUACUUGAUAAAAGUUGUCCCUGGCUGYAUAUUUACUUAAAAGAUGUGACUGUGGUAUGGUAGGAAAAUUAAGUAUCUAAACAAAGCCCCAAGUAGCAAACAACAAAAUCCUCUAUUUGUGAUUUCUGUAUUUCUGGUUCCUUGCAURUUUCUGAUGUUGUAUGAACUCUAUAAUGAAAUGUAGAACAUGUACUAAAGACUGAGUACAUAACAUGACAAAGCUCUCACCUAGUUCUAGUUACUUUUCCCCCCUCCCUGUCCCUGGCACUGAAGAGUGGAAUGUCCAGAUAACACAGGAGCCACUGUUCUGAAGUGGACACGUUUGCAUCGCUCCUAUGACUUGCCUCCUGCCUUUGGAUUGAUCCAGCUUCCAUCACCGAGAGAGAUGAGGAGGUUGUCUCCUCUGGGGUUUAUAUCUGAGUGAAUGUCAGGGACUCCACAUACACUGAGUCAGAGAACAAGGGAAGGGAGCUGAUUCUCCUUUUGUGUGAUUUCUGAGUGAAGAUGAAUUUAGCAGAGAUUUGUGAUAAUGCCAAAAAAGGAAGAGAAUAUGCACUCCUUGGGAAUUACGACUCUUCUAUGGUAUAUUACCAGGGUGUCAUCCAGCAAAUCCAGAGACAUUGCCUGUCAAUCAGAGAUCCAGCAAUUAAGGGCAAAUGGCAGCAGGUCCGACAAGAAUUAGUUGAAGAAUAUGAACAAGUUAAGGGCAUUGUCAACACUUUAGAGAGUUUUAAAAUGGACAGACCUCCAGAUAUCUCUGUAUCCUGUCAAGAUGAGCCUUUUAGAGAUCCAGCUGUUUGGCCCCCUCCUGUUCCAGCUGAACACAGGGCUCCACCUCAGAUAAAACGUCCCAACCGAGAUGGAAAAUCAUUGAAGAAAGACUCGCCAGGACUGCAGCCCCGCGGGCCCGUGGGCAGAGCACACGUGCUGUCCAAGGGGGAGAAGUCUUCAGGCAGCCGUGAAAGAGAAUCUAGAGCCAGAGGAAGAGAUGACAAGGGAAAGAAAAUGUCCCAGGAAUUUGGUGAUGGGGAUAUUCCAAAAUUUGAUGGAGCAGGUUACGACAAAGACCUGAUCGAAGCUCUUGAAAGAGACAUUGUAUCAAGGAAUCCGAGCAUUCAUUGGGAUGACAUAGCGGAUUUGGAAGAAGCCAAGAAAUUAUUAAGAGAAGCUGUUGUUCUUCCAAUGUGGAUGCCUGAUUUUUUCAAAGGGAUCAGAAGACCUUGGAAGGGUGUGCUGAUGGUUGGUCCUCCUGGCACUGGCAAGACAAUGCUAGCGAAAGCUGUUGCUACAGAGUGUGGGACAACAUUCUUCAAUGUGUCUUCCUCUACACUGACGUCAAAAUACAGAGGGGAGUCUGAGAAGCUGGUGCGCCUCCUGUUUGAAAUGGCACGGUUUUAUGCGCCAACGACAAUCUUCAUUGACGAGAUAGAUUCCAUCUGCAGCCGCAGAGGCACAUCUGACGAACACGAGGCCAGUCGCAGAGUCAAGUCAGAGCUGCUUGUGCAAAUGGAUGGGGUGGGUGGUGCUCUGGAAAACGAUGACCCUUCCAAGAUGGUUAUGGUAUUAUCUGCUACAAAUUUUCCCUGGGAUAUCGAUGAAGCUCUUCGACGGAGACUGGAGAAGAGGAUUUAUAUACCUUUGCCCACGGCAAAAGGCAGAGCAGAGCUACUAAAGAUUAAUCUUCGGGAAGUAGAACUAGAUCCCGAUAUCAGCCUUGAAGAAAUUGCUGAGAAGAUUGAAGGCUAUUCUGGUGCUGAUAUCACUAAUGUUUGCAGGGACGCAUCUUUAAUGGCAAUGAGACGACGUAUUAAUGGCUUAACUCCAGAAGAGAUUCGUGCACUUUCUAAAGAGGAACUUCAGAUGCCGGUUACCAAGGGGGACUUUGAGCUGGCUCUGAAGAAAAUCUCCAAAUCUGUUUCUGCUGCAGACCUGGAGAAGUAUGAGAAAUGGAUGGCAGAAUUUGGAUCUGCUUAAUCUCAGUGACAGCUUUCCUUCGCUGGAGUUUUAUGGUUUUUGUUUUUCUCACUUGAAAAAUGAAUUAGAAAUCUUUUUAAAGGUUUAAUAAAAGGUCUGCCUCUGCCCUCAUCCCACCCCUUUCUGGCAACAGGAUCUUUUAAGCUAUUUGCCUUUAAAGGGAAUGGAUACAAUAAUGAGCUGAUAUUUUAAAAGGUAUUUUAUUUCUGAAAUAGAAAAAUAAGACAAUCAGGAAGGGAAAAAUCAUAUUUCUGAUUUUUAUUUUUCAAAUGAAGAGCAGUGUUACUUAACUUCCUCCUAGUCAUUUUUCAUGGCUGGAGUCCCUAAAUCAGCUGGGGCAUGUGAUUCCAGAGGAACAGACAAGGGCUCACUGUAUCCCCUGCUCUUAAGUGCUGCUUCUGCCUCCCUUGAAUGCGGCAUCCAAGUUACUAUUCUUCCUCUUGGAUAUUCAGAGCAAAGCCUGUGGAUUAAUUGGCAUUACACAGAGGAAAUGAGGAUCAGUUUUCCACCAAGACAUGGGCCUAACUCUCCUCUCAUGUACACCCAUUUGGAAUUGAUGUCGCUUCCAACCGUUAUCAGUGUUACCUGCAAUGACUUCUGAUAGAAAUGAGAGGGAAAGAAAAAGGCAUGGAUUGUUCUCAGUCCGGUUUGUGCUUGUUCUCUGAACAUAGUUUGAACCUGUUUGACCAGUAGGCACUUUGACUUAGGUUAUAACUUGCACUUUUAUGCUUAUAUAUCAUCCUGUGCUUUACCUGUGCUAUCUAAAUGUGAUUGUAAUUACUAUUAUUAUUAUUUUAGUACUAAGAGUUUAAUACAGUAAAGACACUAAUAUCAAGGCUGUAUUUAAAACACAAGACUGUCCUUAAAGUGGCUGUGAACUUCAACUUCUUAUUAGAUAUGAACUUUUUCCUAGCAUUACUAGGCAAUGGGAAUAUGUACCUGUUUAUGUUGUACAACUCUUCAUGCUUAAUUUUUUUUUAAUGAAGAUUCCUUAAAAGUGUGUGAAUAUUAYUGGUUUAGUAAUAUUUAGAAAAUAAUCUGUAUGGUCUCAUUUAUAUUCUUAACUGUUUCUUCCCUCAUACAAGUGCAGUGAUGAAAAGGGUUGAGUUCUAAACUCUUAACAUGACAAGUUCUCUCUAGAGUAUACCUGUCACACUGACUCUGUGAGCUUUUCACAGACCCAGGCUGCGAGUCUGACAUGUGAAGAUUUCCUGUGGUAGGAAUGUGAAGGAGUGGUCAAGUGACCAGAUUUACAGAGCAAUAUGCACGCUUUCAAGUUUUUGGUGGUUUUGUGAGCCAGGCCUUAAGUACCUUGGUGGAUGUGAAUGGCCGUGCAGCUUGGGAGGUAUUCAACCUUUCAGCUCUCUGCUGAAACUCCUAGUGGCAUAGACAGAUGUGAUAGAACUGGAGUAAGAAACACACAGCACCUCCUCUUGAAUGGGAAUAUAUCCAUAUUUGCUCCUUUUUUAUUAGUUCUCGGAAGGUUCCAAGAGCCUUCCAAGUGUCCUCAGUAGUUGAGGACAAUGGUCUCUUGGGCCAUGACAUGUUAACCACUAAGGCAAAAAACUUAAAUCACAUAUUUAUUUUGCCCAGGGCAAAAUGGUGGUAGAAUUGCCUUCCUUGAUAGUAAAAAAUGUGUAGAUGUGGCAGUUGGGGAUGUGGCUUAACAGUGAACAUGUCAGUGCUGGGUUAAUGGUCUGAUGUGAUGAUCUUAGAGGUCYUUUCCAACCUUAAUGAUUCUAUUACUCCUCCCAGGAAAUAACUGGACCUUUGUAGAGAAAAAGCUUUGAAAACAUUGCUGUGGUCUGUUAUUUGUUCCUYAUUGAAGCUGUAGGCCACAGCUGUGUGUUUAUUUGUUUUACAGCGGUAGAAAUUAGUAAAGCUACACUAAUCUUUUGUGGUCUGUGUCAGAUUAACACUUCAGGGUCUCUCACUAAAAGAGGCCAUUGCUGCCCGAGGAGCUGAGCCUACACAACUGAGAAGUAGAAGGGAAUAGACAUGAAUGCCAGUAACAAUCCUACUCAGCUGGCCAAGAGUGGUGCGGGGAUUCAGCAGUGGCUGCUUAGUAGGGUCUAAGUACCAGUUUGCUUCACACUGCAAGCAGCAGUGACCUUCCUACUGAUGAAAGCACAGCACUUGGUGAAAAUGCCAGUCCUUAGCUCUUUGAUGAACCUUCUACCUUAAGACAUUAAACUUUUGUCUUGGCUGUUAAGCAAAACUCACUGUACUGGGCAUUCCCUUUAUUAGGAAUUAUUCAGGUGCUACAGUCUUUUUCUCUAGAGUUCACUGUUUCUGCCCCAGAAAUGUUUUUACUGUACAGGUCCAUUCAUCUUUUACAGCUGCAGAACAGAAAAGUGGUGGUUUUCAGGCAGUAAAUGUUUAUGAUGGCUGUGCCCCAGGAUUAGUGCCAUGACUUGGGCCCCUUACUAUAUCAGGCUAGUGGGCUUGGAGACUGAGUUAUUAACUCCAGGGCAGCCAGCAUUGGAUGUAGCAAGGAGCAACCGAGGAGGGAAGAGCAGUCAACAGUGGCAGAAGCCCAAGGCUCAAAGGAUGAGCUGACGGCUCAAAGUAAGACCAGUUCACAUCCCACUGGUGGGAACCCUUGUGUAAGAAUACUGGAUUCCUUGGAGAGCAAUGUACAAGCAUGUCACAGAUACUGCGGCAACAUGUUCAGUCUGCUCCUGUUUGUGUACAGAGAUCUGCACGUGUGGGGAUACACGCACACUAUAGGUGGUGCUUCAGUAGUUGUACCUAGAUUACAUAAAAAAACAUGUUUUAAAGCCAUGUUUACAUGUUUUCUAAACAUCUGUGAAGGUCCUCUUGGGUGGCACUGUUAAUUUUUGUACAAUUCCCGGUCUGGUUGUAUGAAGUAAUAAAUGUGCAUGUAGAGUCUGUCCG
Molecule: messenger RNA, 9349 nt
Organism: Malurus melanocephalus (red-backed fairy wren)
Lineage: Eukaryota; Metazoa; Chordata; Aves; Passeriformes; Maluridae
Gene: KATNAL1
Product: katanin catalytic subunit A1 like 1
Exons: 13
Coding region: 4982-6451 (489 amino acids)
Biological process (GO): microtubule severing
Cellular component (GO): microtubule; microtubule cytoskeleton
Molecular function (GO): microtubule severing ATPase activity; ATP binding; microtubule binding
Source: RefSeq, a predicted model, not a curated record